UAGAAGCCAUUUCAUAGCACAAAUAACAAAAAAAAAAUAGCAACCAAGAAGGCCGAGUCUGUGAACUCUUUUCGUAAACUGACACUUGCAAAAUGAACGAAAUCUUUCUUUGGCUCCUGAGGUUUCUAAUUUUAGCCGCGCUGCUGAUGCCGCCUGCCCAGACUCAAUCUCCGCAGCAAAUACAACAAGUACUUGGCAUUGGUUUGGAGAAUCUCAUAUUGUCUUCGCUCUAUAAUGAUGCGCCGCACCAAAAUGCCUCUUACGACUUCAUCAUAGUUGGCGCAGGUCCAGCUGGUUGUGUACUUGCCAAUCGCUUGUCGGAGAACCCCAACUGGUCUGUGUAUCUUAUCGAAGCCGGCGGCGUUGAGGGUAUUUUCCAUCAAAUGCCUGUACUCGCCGCCUUCCUGCAAGGCACACACUCCAAUUGGGGUUACAGGUCAACGCCACAGAAACGUGCUUGCUACGGCAUGAAUAAUAACGAGUGUUUCCUACCGCGUGGUAGGGUGUUGGGCGGUACGAGCUCCAUCAAUUAUAUGAUCUACAACCGUGGCAAUAAACGUGAUUUUGAUCGUUGGGCGGCGGCGGGUAAUAAAGGCUGGUCGUAUGAAGAAGUGUUGCCCUAUUUCCUCAAAUCGGAGUCGGCCAACUUGGCUGGCUUGGAGAACUCACCUUAUCACAAUCACACCGGUCCGUUGAGCGUAGAGGAUGUACAGUAUCGUACGCCGGCAGCGCAUGCAUAUGUACGUGGCGCGCAGCAGGCGGGACACGCGCGCACUGAUUACAAUGGCGAGUCGCAAAUGGGCGUUUCCUAUGUGCAAGCGAACACUUUGCGUGGCCGGCGUCAUAGCGCAUAUCGCGCUUACAUCGAACCAAUACGCUAUGAACGCAAGAAUUUGCAUAUCGUUACUAUGGCGCGUGUAACCCGUGUGCUGAUUGAUCCCGUCACAAAGCGUGCAUCUGGCGUGGAGCUCAUGUACCGCAACAAAUACUACAAGGUGCGGGCACGUAAGGAGGUCAUUCUCUCAGCAGGCGCCUUCAAUUCACCACAAUUACUAAUGCUAUCUGGUGUUGGGCCAGCGGACAAUCUCAACGCAAUUGGUGUGCCCAUUGUAAAAGAGCUGCCGGUGGGCAAACUGCUCUACGAUCAUAUGUGCCACUUCGGUCCAACAUUCACUGUUAACACAACUCGCCAGCUGCUUAACAUUGCCUACAUAAAUGCCACAAUAGUAAAAUCAUAUUUGCUCGGCAAUCCAAGCACUAUGCUCUCAUCUAUUGGUGGCGUGGAGGCGUUAACAUUUCUGAAGGUACCGAGCUCGAGCGAGCCCUCGGAUAUGCCGGAUAUGGAGAUUAUCACAGUUGCGGGCAGUUUGGCGGCCGAUCAGGGCACAGGACUCAAGCAAGGCGCCAACUUUAAGGACGAACUCUAUGAUAAAGUUUACCGACCAUUAGAAAUUUCUAUGCAAGAUCAUUUCAGUUUCCUCAUCAUGCAAUUUCAUCCAAAAUCUGUCGGUCGACUUUGGUUGCACAAUCGUGAUCCCUUCGAACGGCCACGCAUAAAUCCUAAAUAUUUUUACAAUCCCAACGAUGUGCAGUUCAUGCUGGAAGGUAUUAAGGAGGCCAUACGCAUUACACAAACACCGGCCAUGCAGGAGUUGGGAACACGCAUACUCGAUACCCCUUUACCCGGCUGCGAGCAAUACACCUUCGGCACAGACGACUACUGGCGUUGUUCCAUACGCACUAUGUCAUACACACUCCACCACCAGGUGGCCACUUGUCGCAUGGGCCCGGAAAGCGAUCCCACCACUGUGGUUAAUGCCGAGCUAAAGGUGCACGGCAUACAGCAUUUGCGUGUAGUAGACACCAGCAUAAUACCAUUUCCACCUACGGCGCACACCAACGCAGCAUCGUUUAUGAUCGGAGAGAAAGCAGCCGAUAUGAUACGCGGCGAUUGGCAAUGAGUGGGGCGAAGAGUGGGAAAAGAGUGAAAGUGUGGUGUGGUUUCUGGUUAAUUAAUAUAUUUUACGGUUAAUUUGCAUAAGUUUUUAUUUUUUAAAUUUAGGUUAAGUGCUCAAUCCAGCAGGGGCUAAGGAGCGCAGA
Messenger RNA from Ceratitis capitata (Mediterranean fruit fly), 2100 nucleotides. Its product is annotated as glucose dehydrogenase [FAD, quinone]. The record is from RefSeq and is a predicted model, not a curated record. The transcript has 2 exons. The coding region runs from base 93 to 1961 and encodes 622 amino acids. NCBI's taxonomy places the organism in Eukaryota, Metazoa, Arthropoda, Insecta, Diptera, Tephritidae. Gene Ontology annotation, molecular function: flavin adenine dinucleotide binding; oxidoreductase activity, acting on CH-OH group of donors.